Salvelinus sp. IW2-2015 is the source of this 1653-nucleotide messenger RNA. Its product is annotated as homeobox protein Nkx-2.3-like. The record is from RefSeq and is a predicted model, not a curated record. Gene Ontology annotation, biological process: regulation of transcription by RNA polymerase II; cell differentiation. Gene Ontology annotation, molecular function: RNA polymerase II cis-regulatory region sequence-specific DNA binding; DNA-binding transcription factor activity, RNA polymerase II-specific. Lineage: Eukaryota; Metazoa; Chordata; Actinopteri; Salmoniformes; Salmonidae. Gene Ontology annotation, cellular component: nucleus.
UACAUACCCGGAUCGACCCAGCAACAGCAGACCCAGUCCCAGCACUUCCAGGCGCACUCGUCCUGUAUGCUGGCUUCAGCGGUCGACAGCCCUCCGUUCUCGGACGGGGAAGACAACAUGGCUUACCCUGAGUUCCUGGCGGCCCAGGACGGGCAUGGAGAGGGUCUGUCCCCGGAGAUGUUCGUCCAUCCCGGGCUGGGCACCACCGACCCGAAGCUGGAGGUAGACCCGGAGGAUCAGGAAAACAAGAGCUGUGGCGUGGUGUCCAAGCCGCUGGAGGAGAAGGACAGCGGCCAGGGGGACUCGGAUCGGCCGGCCACACGAACCAGACGGAAACCCCGGGUCCUCUUCUCCCAAGCCCAGGUGUUCGAGUUAGAGCGGCGCUUCAAGCAGCAGCGGUACCUGUCCGCUCCUGAACGAGAACAYCUGGCGAGCACUCUYAAACUCACCUCCACGCAGGUCAAAAUCUGGUUCCAGAACCGACGGUACAAGUGUAAGCGGCAGCGGCAGGACAAGUCCCUGGAGCUGGCGGGACACCACCACCCUCCCCCGCCAAGACGAGUCGCGGUGCCGGUCCUGGUCCGGGAUGGGAAGCCCUGUCUGGGCGGGACUCAGAACUACAAUGCUCCGUACGGGUCGAACCCCUAUAGUUACAACGGAUACCCGGCCUACACGUACAACAACCCGGCAUACAACAGCAACUACAGCUGUACUUACACCAGUAUCCCUACUCUCCCCCCAACCACCUCGGCUAACCCCUUCAUGGCCAUGAACUUGGGGAACAUUGGGGGGCUUAGCGCCUCUCCCCAGCCCCAAACGCACCAAGGGACAGCGGUCACGACAUGUCAGGGCUCACUGCAAGGGAUCCGGGCCUGGUAGCCCCACUCYGGUUACAGCCCGGAUCAAACCAGAGCAUUGUUUUACACCCACACCGGUGACAUUAAUCGAAUCCUCUCAUGCCGUUUUUUAAAGGGUUCUUCCCCUUUUUAAAAUAAAGGGAGUUAUUUCUCAGCAGUAUUUCGGAAACAGUGUUGUUKUUAUGUAGUUAUAGGCAUUCGUGUCUGCCUGGUGGGGUGGCUGUCGUUGGAUUAAGACUGAAAAGGUGCAAAUUCAACAUGUUUACUCCACUCUCGGUGACGGUCAUCAGAAAGAAGCUGUGCGUAACGGUUGAAAUGGAUUUACGACCAACAAUGGUCUCAUUUUAUUUGAAUGACCAACUAUCCAGUUAACGUUGGAUAUAUAGGAUAGGCCUAAUCACGAGACUAGACGUUUGAUAAUUGUGAUAUACGGAGUAAGGGUGKUCUAGUUACUUGUAARMAUGUGCUUAAAAGGAUGUCCGGAUUAUUCAACAGURAUGGCCUGUAGGUGGAUUUCCCAAUCUACUAUUCUCAACGAUUUGUUUGAUAUUUCUAAUGUUUCUUUAGCCAUGAUGACAUGACAAGUGAGAGAGAGUGUUUGAUUGUUUUCAAGCUUAUGUAAUUCAUUGAACAUUUUUUGAUUUAUUCCAUUUUCUAAUUUAAAAAAUCCUGGAAUGGCAGAAAUUGAAAUGGGCUGUAAUCCAACCUUGGGCUCUGAACACAACCAAGACAAUUUGAUAAAAUCUCAUAACUUGCUUUCGAAAACGAAUAAAUUCCAUAUUUUUGCUACUUUGUG